This is a messenger RNA of Phoenix dactylifera (date palm), 2837 nucleotides long. RefSeq lists its product as uncharacterized. Lineage: Eukaryota; Viridiplantae; Streptophyta; Magnoliopsida; Arecales; Arecaceae. Gene Ontology annotation, biological process: regulation of monopolar cell growth. The record is from RefSeq and is a predicted model, not a curated record.
GACACGUUCGUCAUUUCCGAAAUUAUACAGGGGCCAUAUUGACAUUUGCCGUACGACGUCGCUUUUAAAACCCCCGAAGCGGGAGCCGUGACGAAAGCUCGCAUAGGCGACGCAUGUGAAAUAAGGAAACAGAGAGAGAAGGGAGAUAUCUCACCUGAGAGCAGACGCGCUCCGCCGCCGGAGAAGAUGACGCCGGGCGUUGGUCGGGGGAUCUCCGACGAAAAGAGCCUCGAGAGGCAGAUGGGUUGCAUGGCCGGAUUCCUCCAACUCUUCGAUCGCCACCAGAUCCACGCUGGAAAGCGGCUCUACGCCUCCAAGCGCCUCCCCUCCUCUCCGGUCGCCGGAUCGACGUCACCGUCGGAGAGAUCCGAGGUUUCGUCGGUUUCAUUCGUUAAGGAGAUCCAGAGGUCCCCGUCUCCGGAGGCGUGCCCGCCCUUGCCGGAGAGCUGCGCUCCGGCGCAGGCCCCGGCAAGGCUUUCGCUCCCGUUCCUGCUCCCGGUGUCCGAUUUCAAGGACGAGCAAAGGUCCUCCUGUAAGCUACGAGAAACCCCGCGGCUCUCUCUCGACAGCCGUGCCGUCGUGGAUGCCAGGGGCAAGCUCCGACCACGGGAGAUCCGGACGGCAGUCUCCGGGAAUCAAUCCGGCGUCUCGGAGGCGGUGGACGAGAGCGAGAGGCAGCGCCGGUCCCCGAGCGUUGUCGCGCGGCUGAUGGGGCUCGAUGAGCUGCCGAAAUCCGGAGGCGACGGCGGCGGCGGCGGCGGCGGCGGGGGAGGAGGGGAGCCGAAGAGGGCCGAGCUUCGGCGAUCCGCAUCCGAGUCUCGGGUCCCCAGAGACUACCGCUUCGUCGACGUCAGCUCCUUCCAGAAGCCUCAUCCGGGUGCCGUGAUCUCGGACGAGGAGUUCUUCGGGGCGGAUUUCGGCGAGUUCCGGCUCCAAUACGCGAAGCUCGACCCGCCGUCGAGAACACCAAUUCCACCCCUCCAGCGGAAGAGCUUCUUCGACGCCCAGGACUUCUUCCCGGAGCCGCCGAAGCGGACGCGAUCGCUCUACGGCGCGAUCGAGCGGCGCCUUCGAAUGCGUGGCAUCGACGAGCCGGCCAAGGAUCUGGAGACUCUGAAGCAGAUCCUGGAGGCGCUCCAGCUCAAGGGCCUCCUCCGCUCCAAGCCGUCCGAUCAACAGAUCAACGGGCGCCGCAACCUCAUCUACGACCACCACCACCGCCAGAUCUCCGCCACCGACUCCCCGAUCGUCGUCAUGAAGCCUUCGGCGAAGCCUUCCCGGCGACCCGCCAGCGAGUCCCCUCCCAUUCCGUCCCGGUCCACACCCCCCCGCCGGGCCGCCGCCGUGGGCGCAGCCGUUCUGCCGGCGAGGGCCAGGGGGGACCGUGCGGAGGUCGACCGGAACCCGAGAGGUAUCAACAAUAGGAGAACCCGGACCCCGAGUUCGGCGGAACCAAGCUCGCCGGCGAGGCGGAGGGCCUUAAAUGCAGAGCUCCCGACGAGCCCCCUGCCCCAGCGGAUAAUCUCCGGCGUCCAAUCCCCCAAGGCCAGCCCGAAGAGGGUCGGGCCGGACCCGCUGGCCGUCCGAUCCCCGAGGAAUCGGAGAGUACCAUCUGAGAUCUCUAUGAAGGAUAUGAUCUGCUCACUAAUGGAGGACGAUACCAGCAGCAUGAGUUCCUUCCCUCAAUUAGAUUUCGAGAGAUCGACGGCGGAGGAGUACAGGACGGGGAAGAGUUUGUUGGAGAGGUGCGACAAGCUGUUGCACAGCAUUGCGGCGAUCACGGGGGCGGAGCAGGUUACCGCGAUGGAACAGCAGCCGAGCCCGGUGUCGGUGCUGGACUCGUCUUUUCUCUGCGACGAGCGCUCGCCGUCACCCGUCACGAAGCGCGCCAUCGACUUCAAAGGUCAAACGUUGGACUGGGAGGAGGAGCCCUGGAGCGCAGCAACGCCGGCUAUCGGAUCGAUUGGCGCGGAUGGGCCCCACGCGGAGGACCACGACUACGUGUACGUCUCGCAGAUCGUCCGCGUGUCCGAUCGCCUUGGUGACCCCUCCGACGUGUUCGCGGUCCUCGAGAAGCAGCACCAGGCGUCAGCCGCCGGCCUCUCCAAGGUCUCGCGGCUCCACCGCCGGCUUGUCUUCGACACCGUGACCGAGAUCCUCGACCGCAAGCGCCAUGCUUCCCCUUGGGAAGCCUUCACACGCGCGAGGUCCCUCCCCGGCGCCGCCUCCCCGCUGGCGCGGGAGGUGUGGGUGGAGGUGCGGCGGAUACGAGAGCAGGUCCACCCGGCGGACGACUUCAACGACGUCACCUGCGGCGCCAUCCGCAAGGACCUCGCUGGCGACCGCGGCUGGGGCACCCUCCCCUCCGCCGAGAUGUCCGACGCCGUCCUCCACAUCGAACGGCAGAUCUUCAAGGAUCUCGUCGCCGAGACCAUCCGCGACCUCGCCGACCUUUCCUCGCGGCCUCCUCCCCGCCCCCGUCGCAAGCUUCUCUUCUAAUCUUUUCCCUCUUCUUUUCUCUUUUAACUUAAAACAUAUUUCCAAGGCGUCGGUUGUUCUCUCCGUUGGAUCCCGGUGCAACGGUCCUGAUGUAUAAUAUUAACAGUCUGCUGUGAUUUGACGGUGGGAUGAUAAGGUGGAUCCGUUUUUUUUUUCUUUUUGGUACAAUCACCAGUGUGGAUGGGGUAAAAGUAAAAGAUUGCAUUACAGUUCCAGCACUAAACCGCGAUAAUGGUGAACCGCAAAGAAGACAAUCUAGUUGGUGGCACUAUUUACCUUUCUGUAGAUAUGAUCCACUCAGACAAAAUCUCUAUAAUGGUGAACCGCAAAGAAGGCAA